AUGUUAAGUUGUCGUAAUAGUUCAGUUGCCGGAUAGCGCUACUUGAUUGCGGAAACUGCACACAGUCUUUUAUGUGUAUUUCUCGUGAUAGAAGUUCGUCCUCGACGUCGUUCGGAAGUCACAAUGGACAGAAUAAUCAUAUAUCUUGGUGCACUUCUGUUGAUGGUUUCUUGCAAUGCAAUGACGAGAUGUUAUAAUUUCAACUCCACCACAGACAUCCACGCGACUGUCAUAAUCUGUGACGACUCUUGUUUGAAGAAGAUUGUCAAGAACGAUAAAAAUUCCCCAGAAUUUCUGGUCCAGACUUGCGGUCCCGUCGUCAGCAAAGAAGAAGAGCUGCAAUGUAAGACAGGAGAGAAACUUAAGACUUUCGAACACACCUGCCUUUGCAGAGGAGAGUACUGCAAUCCGGCAGCCAAGGCGAACGUUUCCUUUCACUUCGUUCUUUGGGCGAUGGUCGUUUUCUUGCUCCUCGCGUAGAAGGCUUAAUGAACGCUCCUUUUCAGAGACACUGAACGCUGCCUGGUGAACUCUCGGUGAAAAUAUGUAAUGUGUCUCCCUUUUCUAUUUUUUUCUUGGGUUGGUAAUCACUUAUAAUGGAUUGUAACUAAUGCUGGGCUUUCUUAAUAGUUUUUUUUUAAUUGGGAUAAUGUCAGAGGUGCAGUAUAUUACUAUGUAAAAUAAAAUUACAAGUUAGAGGAA
Macrobrachium nipponense is the source of this 702-nucleotide messenger RNA. RefSeq lists its product as uncharacterized. The transcript is spliced from 4 exons. The record is from RefSeq and is a predicted model, not a curated record. The coding region runs from base 124 to 480 and encodes 118 amino acids. NCBI's taxonomy places the organism in Eukaryota, Metazoa, Arthropoda, Malacostraca, Decapoda, Palaemonidae.